Messenger RNA from Colletotrichum navitas, 2090 nucleotides. Its product is annotated as general substrate transporter. Gene Ontology annotation, biological process: transmembrane transport; carbohydrate transport. Gene Ontology annotation, cellular component: membrane. The coding region runs from base 137 to 1798 and encodes 553 amino acids. Gene Ontology annotation, molecular function: carbohydrate:proton symporter activity. NCBI's taxonomy places the organism in Eukaryota, Fungi, Ascomycota, Sordariomycetes, Glomerellales, Glomerellaceae. The record is from RefSeq and is a predicted model, not a curated record. The transcript is spliced from 6 exons.
GCUUGCUCUCAGCGACUCUCCGGCGAUCAGACACGUUCUCUUCCGACUCCUUGCCGCAACUUCUUGGGCUGUCGGAAAGUUUAACGCGCAGGAGCAGGAAUCAUAGUACGAAUCCAGGCCGUGGACACCGUCAAAGAUGUCGAGCUCCGCAAGCCCGCUUGCGAAGUACAAUGUCGCCAACCGGCUCUACAAGAGCUCGUUGCUGAACACCGUGUGCCUGGUUGCCGGCGUGUCCAUCUUCUUCUUCGGCUACGAUCAGGGAUUGAUGGGUGGUGUCAACACGGCGCGCGAUUACGCCGAGCUCAUGGGGUUCGGCCACUGGAACGAGGAGCAAAGGAUCGUUGUGGUCGAUAAGCCGCUGUUGCAGGGGGGCAUCGUCGCCGUCUACUACCUCCCCGGGACGCUCGUGGGAUGCUUGGUGGGCGGAUGGUUCGGUGACCGGUAUGGUCGUCUCAAGACCAUCGCCGUCGCUUGCAUCUGGUCUAUAUUUACCGCCGCCCUGCAGUCCGCUGCCCAGAAUGCGAACUGGAUGUUCUGCGCACGUGUGCUGAACGGCAUCGGCACCGGCAUGUUAAACGCCAUCACCCCCGUGUGGGCAACGGAGAUUGCUUCUCAUACAUCGAGAGGCAAGUUCGUGUCCAUGGAGUUCACACUCAACAUCUUUGGCGUAGUGGUCGCGUACUGGCUGCAGUUCGGCACUUCAAAGUACAAGGACCCCGCGUCGUCCUUCGUCUGGCGGUUUCCUAUCGCUUUCCAGAUUGUCCCCCUGAUCUUGCUCUUCGGCAUGAUCUGGUUCAUGCCAGAGUCCCCGCGAUGGCUCGUCAAGAUGGGCCGAGAAGAGGAGGCCAGGUACAUCCUUGGAAGACUGCGCGGCAACGAGAGCGAGGACAUGGGGGUCGCCGAGGCGGAGCUCCAGGACAUCAUCAACAUCAGAAAUUUGGAGGACGAAACGGCCAAGCAGCAGAGCUACCUUGCCAUGUUGUUCGGCUGGGGCUCGGGCAAGCUCCACACCGGUCGUCGCGUCCAGCUCGUAAUCUGGCUCCAGAUUCUGCAGGAGUUUAUAGGCAUUUCCGGAGUUACAUUGUUCGGUCCGGCAAUCUUCACAAUCGCUGGCAUCAGCUCCGAGCAGCGCCUUUGGGUCAGCGGUGUGAACAACAUCACAUACAUGUUCGCAACUUUGGUCUGCGUGUUUACCAUAGAUCGUAUCGGCCGUCGCUGGACUCUAUUCUGGGGUGCAGCCGCGCAGGGGAUAUGCAUGUUCUGCGCCGGCGGACUGGCUCGGGCGGCGCUCAACGCCGAACCCGGAAAUCGGGCCGGACUGGGCGGCGCCGCGACCUUCUUCGUCUUCUGCUAUACGGCCGUGUUUGGCGCAACAUGGUUAACGGUUCCCUGGUUGAUUCCCGCGGAAAUAUUCCCUCUGCAAGUCCGAGCCAAGGGCAACGCGUGGGGUGUCGUCGGGUGGUCGAUCGGAAACGGAUGGACGGUACUGCUCCUCCCGACAAUCUUUGCGAAGCUGAACGAGAAGACGCUCUACCUCUUCGGCGCCGUGAACUUCAUCAGCAUCGUCGUCGUCUGGGCGCUGUACCCCGAGUCCAACCAGCGCACUCUGGAGGAGAUGGACCUCGUCUUCGCCAGCGACAGCAUCUGGGCAUGGGAUGCCGAGAAGGAGUUUGCCAGGCUCAAGGCCGAGAAUCCUGCUCUUGUCCGCUCGGCGCACAAGGGCGGCGAUGCUGUGGACUCCGAGACGGGCGCGGCAUCGUCUUCGAAGCAGGCCUAUGGUUAUGAGGAGCGGCCUUGAUCGUAGAUACGAGACGGACGAAAGGCUUCGGCAGUAUAUCUAGGCGUGUUGUGCAAACUGAUAACCAAAGGCGCAUGGCAAGCCAGUACGUCGCCACCUAACCGCAGCCAAGCAAUUGCCUCGGCUCUGCAGUUAAAGAACGCCACUGUAUCGCCGGGUCCACGUGAAGACCAAAUCAGGUACGAAGAAAAACUUCAAGAAAGACAAAAUACAUUUCCAGAUGUCCAAAGUGAAAUGUGGGAUUGGCGAAGGGGCAAUGGAUGUGGCAAGGUUGGGUUGGAGCUAUCUGAAG